Messenger RNA from Vollenhovia emeryi, 2487 nucleotides. RefSeq lists its product as uncharacterized. Gene Ontology annotation, molecular function: nucleic acid binding. The coding region runs from base 1 to 2487 and encodes 828 amino acids. The record is from RefSeq and is a predicted model, not a curated record. NCBI's taxonomy places the organism in Eukaryota, Metazoa, Arthropoda, Insecta, Hymenoptera, Formicidae. The transcript has 3 exons. Gene Ontology annotation, biological process: DNA integration.
AUGAGGGCGGGCGGAUUCCCAUUGCAGAAGUGGAGCAGCAAUUAUCCGGAGGUUCUGCCCCCUACAGAUGAAAAUUCGCCUUUCACAGUUGAGAUUGAGCCUACCCUUCACAAAAUACUAGGCCUCGCUUGGAAACCUGACCAAGACACCUUCCAUUUUUCCGUCUUAGACUUUUCUACUCCUACUCUCACCGAAAGGAAGAUUGCCUCCGAAAUCGCAAGAUUAUAUGAUCCGCUAGGAUUAAUAUCACCAGUCCUGAUAAAAGCUAAGAUUAUUUUACAAGAGCUUUGGUUAGUGAAAAUAGGAUGGGAUGACCCCAUUCCUUCCGAACUACAUGAGCGUUGGGUGUUCUUCCGACAACAACUCUUAAAGCUUGAUCAAAUAUCCAUACCCAGGUGGCUUAAGCAUGUACGCUCUAGUACCGAUAUCGAACUGAAAAUUCGCCUCUCACAGUUGCUUUCUCUCUCACACGGCUUUUCGGACGCUUCCCAACAUGCAUUGGCAGCUGCGGUUUAUGUGAGAGUCCCAGUGGAAAACGGCAAGUAUUCCGUGCAGUUAGUAUGCUCUAAAACAAAGGUCGCGCCAAUUAAACGGCUAACAAUACCCCGCUUGGAACUAGCUGCAGCACUAUUGCUGGCGCGCCUGAUGACACUAACGAUAAAGGCUCUGGAACUACCCGAGACAUCUGUGUACUGUUGGUCGGACUCAGCAGUAGCUCUGACCUGUAUCAACGCCCAUCCAUCACGUUGGAAGGACUUCGUCCACAACCACGUGUGUGCCAUACAAGAGCUUCUCCCUGGCGCCUCGUGGCAUUUCGUAUCGGGAAAGGAAAAUCCAGCGGAUUGCGCCUCCAGAGGCCUCCAGCCGGACCAAUUGAUCAACCAUCAUUUGUGGUGGCGGGGCCCCUGUUGGCUAAAGGAACUAAAAUCACUUUGGCCUUCUGCAGACUGUGUGCCUGAAGUCGAAGUCGAACUGGAAGAACGACCCGGGCAAAUUUCGACUACGGUCGCCCAGACCCACUCCUACUGGAACUUGCUUGAUAGGUAUUCCUCUUUUACGAAGUUGUUGCGGGUUACAGCAACUUGUCGCAGGUUCGUAGCAAGGCUAAGAAGGUUGCCGGAAACAUCGCCAAUACAUUAUCCCUUGACGCCAGCCGAAAUAGACCAAAGUCGCAACACCUGGGUACGGCUCGUACAACAAGAAUGGUUCUCUAACGAGGUAAGACACGUUUCCAGAGGAGAGCCGUUGCCAAAAUCCAACCCCUUAGUGAGGCUUACACCCUUCUUGGACGGAGAGGGACUAUUACGAGUUGGAGGACGACUACAAAACGCCGUAAUGGAUGCAGAAACCAAACACCCCCUCAUCCUGCCUCGAAGGUCCCCCCUCACCACACUCAUAGUGGACGAUGCUCACCUCAGAGCCUUGCACGGAGGUACGCAAGUUACCUUAAACCUGAUACGAUCUAGAUACUGGAUCUUGGGCGGAAGAUCAUCAGUGCGAUCACGCAUCCUGAAAUGCGUACGCUGCGCACGUUAUCGAGGGAUUCGAGCGCAACAAUUGAUGGGACAACCACCGUCAGCUCGAGUGACACCGGCACGACCCUUCCAGAAUUCCGGGCUAGAUUACGCCGGACCCAUUGCGUUAAAAACUUGGCGAGGGCGGGCGGCUCGUACCUACAAGGGUUAUCUUGCAAUUUUUAUAUGUCUAGCAACCACCGCCAUCCACAUCGAGGUAGUAACAGACUACACUACGGCUGCCUUCAUCGCCGCCUACAAAAGGUUUACUGGCGGGAGAGGUGAGCUGCUGCUGAGCUGCGUAUUUGAUUCCUCCUCCAAGGAAUUGCGAGAACUCGCUACCCUGCUCGCCAAUGACGGAACGGAAUGGAAGUUCAACCCUCCGUCGGCACCUCACUUCGGAGGAAUAUGGGAGGCCGCAGUUAAAUCUACCAAGUUCCAUCUUCGGAGAGUCUCAGGAGAAACCGUUCUUACAUACGAGGAAAUGACGACAGGCAUUGUGCAGAUAGAAGCCGUUCUAAAUUCCAGACCAUUGUGUCCCCUUUCGGAGGACAUCAGUGACUACUCAGCCAUAACUCCAGGUCAUUUCUUAAUAGGCGAAUCUCCCGCUAUCAUCCCGGAACCGAAUUUGGCCGCUGAGCCGACUUCACGGCCGUCGCGUUGGCAACUUCUUAGACAAAAACUGGAUCAAUUCUGGACCCGGUGGUCCACAGAGUGCCUACAGCGAUACCAAGCCAUAUCUAAGUGGCAACACCCUUCUCAUGAAGUUAAGGAAGGAUCUUUAGUGCUGAUGAUUGACGAACGCUAUCUUCCCGGAAAAUGGCCUCUUGCGAGAGUCACAAAAUUGCACCCGGGGGUUGACGGACUAAUCAGAGUCGUUUCUUUGCAGACUGCCUCCUCCACAUACAAACGACCAAUAGCCAAAGUCUGUCUUCUGCCAGUUGAACGAGAAGGAGGGUAUUCGACGAACUAA